AUGGGGUGCUGCUUCCAUGGCUCCACAGCUAUGCCACCAACGGAAACUUCUCUACCAAGCAGUACUGUUGAAGACUAUGCUGGACCCAAGAACCUCAAACAAGAAGUCCUGAUACAAAUACCAGGAUGUAAAGUUCAUCUGAUGGAUGAAGGAGAGGCUUUUGCACUUGCUCAAGGCCAUUUCAUGGUCAUCAAAACAUUGGAGGAGACUGUGUCUCUUGCAACAAUUAUUAAAGUUGGAAACGAACUUCAGUGGCCUUUGACUAAAGAUGAGCCUGUAGUGAAGCUAGACGCUCUCCAUUACCUGUUUUCGUUGCCUGUGAAAGACGGCGAGCCUCUUAGCUAUGGCGUAACCUUUUCGGAAGAUAGUUAUGGAAGUUUGAGUUUUCUAGACUCGUUUUUGAAUGAACACUCCUGCUUUUCUGGCUUAAAGUUGAAUAACAAGAAUGAUCUUGAUUGGAAGGAGUUUGCUCCGAGGGUCGAAGAUUACAAUCAUUUUCUGUCCAAGCUUAUUGCAGGAGGAACUGGGCAGAUUGUGAAGGGUAUCUUCAUCUGCAGCAAUGCUUACACAAACAAGGUUCAAAAAGGAGGAGAAAAGAUCCUAAAUAAUCAUGCAGAUGAGAAAAACAGUAUUGUGGCCAACGAAAGCAUGAGCAACAAGAGCGCGAUGGCCUCGAAGAAGAACAAGAUCAAUAAAAACCUCAAACGUGUGAGGAAGCUGUCUAAGAUGACAGAAAAGCUGAGCAAAUCUUUGCUUAAUGGUGUUGGCAUAGUUAGUGGAACAGUGAUGGCUCCUUUGGUUAAAUCCCAACCAGGAAAGGCAUUUUUAAGGAUGUUACCUGGUGAGGUGCUGUUGGCUUCAUUUGAUGCUGUCAACAAAGUUCUAGAUGCAGCUGAAGCUGCUGAAAAACAAACUCUUUCUGCUACCUCAAAAGCUGCUUCCAGAAUGGUCUCUAACAGAUAUGGGGAAAAUGCUGGGGAAGCUACUGAGCAUGUGUUUGCAACUGCUGGACAUGCUGCUAACACUGCUUGGAAUGUCUUUAAAAUUCGAAAAGCCAUCAAUCCAGCUUCAUCAGCAACCAAGGGUGCACUGAAAAAUGCUGUCAAAAAUACAAGUUUUAAGCAUUAA
Lathyrus sativus (Indian pea) is the source of this 1128-nucleotide messenger RNA. The record is from the annotation of a GenBank genome assembly. Lineage: Eukaryota; Viridiplantae; Streptophyta; Magnoliopsida; Fabales; Fabaceae.